This is a messenger RNA of Acanthopagrus latus (yellowfin seabream), 1852 nucleotides long. RefSeq names its product argininosuccinate lyase (gene asl). The transcript is spliced from 16 exons. NCBI's taxonomy places the organism in Eukaryota, Metazoa, Chordata, Actinopteri, Spariformes, Sparidae. Gene Ontology annotation, molecular function: argininosuccinate lyase activity. Gene Ontology annotation, cellular component: cytosol. The coding region runs from base 141 to 1577 and encodes 478 amino acids. The record is from RefSeq and is a predicted model, not a curated record.
UCUCUUAAAGGCGCAGGCACAGUUAGUGCCGGGCAGGCGGGUCCUCGUUGGCGCCUCAAGUCACACAGCACCCCGCGGUUGAAUCAGUCGUGUCGGCUUUCCGCUUCCCACCAGGCGGAAGAUUUCAGCAGAUAACCAUCAUGGCCGCUUCAGAGGGGGGGAAACUCUGGGGAGGUCGUUUCGUGGGAGACACCGACCCCGUCAUGGAGAAGUUCAACGCGUCCAUCGCUUAUGACCAGAGGAUGUGGGAUGCUGACAUCCGAGGGAGCAAGGCGUAUGUGAAAGCUCUGGAGAAGGCGAAGCUGGUCACCACGGAGGAGAUGACCGCGAUUUCACAAGGCCUGGAUCAGGUUUCUGAUGAGUGGUCCAGAGGUGUUUUCAUGAUCAAACCUGGAGAUGAAGACAUUCAUACGGCCAACGAGCGCAGGCUAAAGGAGCUGAUCGGUGCCCCUGCAGGGAAGCUGCACACCGGCCGGAGCAGAAACGACCAGGUCGUGACUGACAUGAGGCUUUGGCUGCGAAACGCAAUCUCCACCCUGACGGAGAACGCCCUGCAGCUGAUAUCCACCCUGGUGGAGCGGGCGGCAGCUUGCCCUUUGGUGUCUUCUGUCACCUGUUUCUUUCUCAGAGAAAUUGAUGUCCUGUUUCCUGGUUACACCCACAUGCAGAGAGCUCAGCCAAUCAGGUGGAGCCACUGGAUUCUAAGUCAUGCUGUUGCCCUGAGCAGAGACGUGGAUCAGCUUCAGGAGAUCAAGAAAAGAGUUGAUGUUUUACCCCUCGGCAGUGGUGCGAUCGCAGGGACACCGUUUGACAUCGACAGGGAACUGCUGCGCAAAGAGUUGGAUUUUAACGGCAUCAGUCUGAACAGCAUGGACGCCACCGGCCAGAGGGACUUUGUUGUGGAGUUCUUGUUCUGGGCUUCGUUGUGUUUGACCCACCUCAGUAAGAUGGCUGAGGACCUGAUGCUGUACAGCACCAAAGAGUUCUCCUUCAUCGCUCUCUCUGACGCCUACAGCACCGGCAGCAGCCUGAUGCCUCAGAAGAAGAACGCGGACAGUCUGGAGCUGAUCAGGAGUAAAGCAGGUCGUGUCUUUGGCAGAUGUGCAGGCUUCAUGAUGACACUGAAGGGCCUGCCCAGCACCUACAACAAAGACCUGCAGGAGGAUAAGGAGGCCAUGUUUGACUGCUAUGAUACUGUUCUGGCUGUGCUGCAGGUGACAACUGGAGUCAUGUCAACUCUCAAGAUUAACCAGAGUGUGAUGGAAGCGGCUCUCAGUCCCGACAUGCUGGCUACAGACUUGGCCUACUACCUCGUGAGGAAGGGGAUGCCGUUCAGAGAGGCUCAUGGUAUGUCUGGUAAAGCUGUGUUCAUUGCUGAAUCCAGAAAUCUGGCCCUGAAUCAGCUCACUGUGGAAGACCUGAGUGCUAUUAGUCCUCUGUUCGGAGGUGACGUGUCCUCAGUGUGGGACUACAGCAGCAGCGUGGAGCAGUACAGCGCUCCUGGAGGAACGGCCAAGAGCAGCGUCGCUGCGCAGGUGGAGCACCUGAGGACCUGGCUGAAGGCGCAGGCUCAGUGACCUCCGCUGAACUUAACCUCAACUGUUUUUGAAUCAAGUUUGCUGCUAGAAUUUAGAUUUUAGGUCAAAGUGACUUGAGAACCAUGUUGCCUUUUCACAAUUUCCCACCUCUUCUUUUUUAAGCACCUAUGACUUGUUGGUAUGUAAACAAAAGAUGUUUCAACUGAUCGUGUAUCGACUGCAACGUUACAAACGACCCGUAAGAAGGUGACAAGAUAAAUAAAUGUUACUGAAACUGUCUGCAGCCUUAGCCAUUAAAGGGGAGUUCUGGUGUU